AUGGAGAAGAAGCAGUUUGGCAUGGCUGCUCAGGAAAAGCAACAAGCACGGACCUGCCACAGGCCUGGAAAUCUCCAGACUGCUCUAGAAUCUGACAAGGACUCCGGAUUCUCAGAUGUGGCAUCAGAGUGCCUGAGCUCUGUGGAGCAGACUGAUACAGAAGAAGCAUCGCUGACAUCACGCUGGAGUGCUGCUCAGAACCCCCUGGGGAGCCCUACACCUCACCCUCCUCCUCUGCUCAUCUUGAAAAAUUUGCUUGUAGAUCAGGGGUCCAGCCCUGACCCUCAUGUCCACUCCUGGACUGUCCAUCAUCCCUCCUUUCAGCUGCUUCCUACCACUUCACAGUUCCUGGUUUUUCCCUCAUCAAUACCUCCGCCAAAGCCUCAGCCAUCCAGUGGAAAGUCCACCAGUUACUUACCUAUCCUUAACUCCUACCCCAAGAUCGCACCACUCCCAUCACAGUUGCCUCUGCGGGGACACAAGAGAGAAGCCGAGACAUGGCACCAAAACCAAACAAAAAGGCAGCUUUGGGGAUCGCUGCGCUCAGGAGCUGGGGAGAAGGCAAGUUCCUCGAAUAGUCCGGAGGAGCCCGUGCUCAGUGAUGCAGCUCCAGACUGUGAACUGGGCCUGGCCACCACACAGAAUGAGACCAAAGACAGCAUGGGGAUGGAUAGCUCUGAUCUCCAGGCAGCUCCGUUUUCAGAUACCUCCAAUAAGAUUCGCCGUUCAGUGCCAUCUCUUCAGCAGAACAAAAGUCGCAGGUUUCAGAAUACUCUGGAUGUUUUACACCGUUCUGGGCUACUGAGCAUUGCUAUAAAAACGAAAGAACUGGCCAGACUUAACCAGGCCACCCAGACCCAGCUGGAGAAGCUGCAGGAGCAGGUGAACCUCUACACUAAAGCCAUCAGCAGUAAUAGCACAGAAGACUGGCAAAAGCUGCAGGAAUCACUGGGUGAGCCUAGUGGGCAGUUAAAAGAGAUCAGCAUGUGA
This is a messenger RNA of Staurois parvus, 990 nucleotides long. The record is from the annotation of a GenBank genome assembly. Lineage: Eukaryota; Metazoa; Chordata; Amphibia; Anura; Ranidae.